Molecule: messenger RNA, 3032 nt
Organism: Pectinophora gossypiella (pink bollworm)
Lineage: Eukaryota; Metazoa; Arthropoda; Insecta; Lepidoptera; Gelechiidae
Product: monocarboxylate transporter 9-like
Exons: 6
Coding region: 289-1908 (539 amino acids)
Biological process (GO): transmembrane transport; monocarboxylic acid transport
Molecular function (GO): monocarboxylic acid transmembrane transporter activity
Source: RefSeq, a predicted model, not a curated record
CAACACAUUAAAGUCAAAGUGAUAACGAGUCGGAAUUCUGCUACUUUAAUGUCAUUAGCUAAUGUACUAGCUUCACAACGUGUUGAGAACAGAACACGAUCAGUCACGGGUCAGGGAGUGCAAUAACUUUUGAGUGUCAAACAAUUCCGUCAUAAAUCGGGUCAAAUGUAACGGAAAAACAGCAAGUUAUACCAAAUCAUGUGCAAUAGUGACUGUUUGAUGUUAUGGAGAGAUUGAAGUGAGAUAAUGUUUGUAAUUAGUGAUUACUAGACUUGUGUAAUAGUGACAAUGUCCGGAGCGAACAAGGUACCGCCCGAUGGAGGUUACGGAUGGGUGAUCACAUUAGCAUAUGCUCUAAACAAUGUAGUAGUUCUCCCCCUGAUUGCCGGUUUUGGGCUGGUCUUCCAAGAAGCUUUCUCUGACACGGGCUUGUCGGCGACCCAGGGAACACUCAUCAUCACACUGAACCAUGGCAUCGGGAUGUUACUCUCGUUCUUCAGUGGACCUGUGCUCAGGAGGUUCAGCUAUAGGAAGGUGGCCGUUACUGGAGCCUUGCUCAUCGCAAUCGGCCUCAUAAUAACGGCAUUUGCAUCCAAUUUCUGGUUGUUUAUAUUGUCUUACAGUAUUAUUAAUUCAAUGGGUAUCGCUGCAGUGAUGGCAGCAUUCGCAUUAGCAAUAAACUCAUUCUUCAAAGAGAAAAGAGCAAGGGCAAUAGGGGCAGCAAUGUCUCUGACAGGACUGGGAGCGAUCUUGAUGCCUCUUCUUAUGAGUGCAUUAAUGAGUGCGUACGGCUGGAGAUACGCCGUCCUUAUUCUAGGAGCAAUUUGCCUACAUUCCUUAGUAGGAGCGUGUUUACUUAGACCAGCGAAAUGGUACUUAAAAGAACCUGUAGUUGAACAAGAGUUAGAACCCUUGAAUAAGGAUGUGGAAUUAAUCAAUGGAAGUGUCACCACUUCAUCUAAAGCAAAUGGAAUAUCAUCUCUACCACGUCUCGAAGAAUCUAUAGAGAAUGGUAUACCGGCUCCGAAGAGUAUAUCCAUGAGAUCACUCUCGAGCUCUGCAAGUCUCGAAACCAGAAACGCCAUAUCGCACCCUGACAUUCGCAGGAAGUCCCCAGAACCGCCUCUAUCAGAGUCUCGAUACAAAUGGUGGGAAUCUCAGGAAAUUAAUCUUGGCAGCUCAAUCAAUAUAUUCAACGAACCUGAACUCAAAAAGAAAGAAAAGGAAAUCACCCACAAAGAAAAAGAUGAAAAUGAAAACAAGACGUUAUUCCAAAAAUUCGUAGCUUUCUUUGAUCUGACUCUUUUGACCGACCCUAUAUUCGUGAAUAUUCUCGUUGGUCUAUCCUUAGCUUCGUGUGUCGAAACUAACUUCUCUCUUCUACUUCCUAUAAUCCUAAACGACAUGAUGAAGUUCCAAACUGAAGAUAUUGCGAAGAUAAUGGCUGUGAUAGGAUUUUCGGACACAUUGUUUAGAUUUGUGUCACCUUUUAUUGGAGAAUGGUGCAAUAAACCUCCAAGAGUUAUGUAUUUGAUAAGUUUGCUACUUGUCAUCUUUACCAGGACGAUGAUGCUGUUCACCUCGUCAUUCGUGGGCAUGCUGCUUGUGGCUCUCGCGCUGGGCAUCACGAAAGGCGUGCGGACAGUAUACAUGAACAUUGUAAUACCCAACCAUGUGCCCUUGGAGCGACUGCCCUUCGCUUCCGGGAUUCAAAUGUUCUUCAACGGAAUCAUCAUUAUUACUAUUGGGUCUUUGCUAGGUCGACUGCGUGAGGCAUCAGGCUCAUACCAAAUUCCCAUUAUAGUGCUCAACGUCGUUACCAUGGUAACCGUCGUCCUAUGGUGCACUGAGUUCAUGUACUUCAGAAUGAAGAAUAGAAACGUUGCAGAAAAUACUGGAAAUGUUUAAAGAAGACGAUUUUAUCGUCUUAUUAUAAUAAUGACUUUAUACUUGUGAUCAGUAUGUGAUAAUUAAUGUGGAGCAAGGAUUAGUUUUCAUAUUUGUUCAAUUUAAAAUUAAUGUAUGAAAUUAGUGCCAAUGAAACGAAUAUAGAUUUAAUUAUGAAGAAAUUGUGACCAAAUACCGAUCCAAAGAAAAAUUUUGACCUGUUCGCCAUGAAAUUAUAUUAUAAGUAUACUUACUCCAUUAAAUAUAGCUUGCUUAAUUAGACCGCCGAUAGCUUGUGUUCUUUCUAACAUAGUGGACAAUUGUUAAGGACGAAUAGGCUGAUCCCUUGUCGUCUUAAGGUUCAUGGUAUCCAUCUUAGGACUUCACUUGUUAGGCUUAACGGCGUCCGUGAUCCAGUGGUUGAGCGUUGUGCUCACGAUACGGAGGUCCCGGGUUCGAAUCCCGGUGGGGACAAAUCACAAAAAUCAGUUUCUGAUCCCUAGUUUGGUUAGGACAUUACAGGCUGAUCACCUGAUUGGCCAAAAGUAAGAUGACCCGUUCUUCGGAAGGCACAGUACCUAAGCCGUUGGUCCCGGUUACGACUUACUGAUAUGUAAGUACGUAGUCGUUACAUGAAUCAUGUGAGGGGCCUAUGGCGGGUCAAUAAUAACCCUGACAUCAGGGUUGAUGAGGUUGGUGAUUCGCCUCACGACCCACACGAUAGAAGAAGAAGAUGGUUGGUAAUCUACCUCACAACCCACACGAUAGAAGGACUUGUGGCUUUGCUCACCCUCUGGAUCUAGGGCGUGAGUUUAUGUAUGUACGUAAUUGACAACAGGACAGACGAAAGAGACAGGUCAGGAAAAUGUUCUGACAGCUGUCAUAUUAAUCAAACUAUAUUUAUGGAAGCAUAGUAAACUGUUAAAGUCGGGUAAAGUUUAGACAAUUCCACUUUAUUUACAAAUCUGGGUCAUAUUUACAAUGUAUAAAGAUAUUAUAUAACUUAUUUGUAAAUACAAGUCUGAGGCUUAUUACAUUGCAGAUACAAAGCUAAUCUUAAAUUAUAUAGGUAAAACUUAAUUAGGUAAAGUAAAUUGUGUACAAAUUGUUAAGGCAUUUGGCAAAUAAACAAAUAUUUCGAAGUC